Molecule: messenger RNA, 3051 nt
Organism: Aedes albopictus (Asian tiger mosquito)
Lineage: Eukaryota; Metazoa; Arthropoda; Insecta; Diptera; Culicidae
Product: bridge-like lipid transfer protein family member 1
Exons: 5
Coding region: 69-2855 (928 amino acids)
Biological process (GO): synaptic vesicle endocytosis
Source: RefSeq, a predicted model, not a curated record
CGCGGUUCGAUCCGACCAGUUUGCCACCGGAUCAGGUUUCGGUUGACGUUGAGAUUGGAUCCUCCGUAAUGCUCGCAUACGGUGCUAUUCUGAGGAAUUUUAUUCAUCUGAAGGAGAACAUCUUUGGCGAGGAUCAAUCCUUUACGGACAUGGAAAACUCAAAUUCAAAAUCCAGUACGGCCGGUCGCAGCGGAACCACUGCCAAAUCGACAAGCUCCAAGGACGAUCCGAACAAAUCGGUUUCGGAGACGAGCUGUAACGCUGACGAGAAACCGAAACGGUUUGAUCCUCGGCUUUACCGGCCGCUGGAGGUAAUAGUGAAUGUUACAAUACAUGAUCUGCAGGCGCACGUGAUUAAAAAUUGCAACGAGAACGAUCCCCCAUGUCCGGUGGUUCUGAUCGAGAGACUAGGGUUUGAGAUGAAGAAACGGUUCCACGAAACGGAGCUCCAGGUUCUAGUGAGUCCAUCGUUCCUGAUUUCAUCGGACAAUUCGAUAAGGCCAUCGAAGGAUAAGCAUCUGAAGCAAGGACACUUACUGCUGUCCGCUGUGCAGGUUCGAGGGCAUGCCAUGUUCAGCAACGAAGGUCGUCAGCUAGAUGAGGAAACUUUGGAAUAUGCUUGGCUACUGGAGGUCCAACUUGGGAAGCUAUCUGGUAAAAUGACCUUGCCUCAGUUGUGCAAUGUGGUAACGGGUUUGGAGACCUUGGCCUUCCUCACCAUGGAUUCGGAAAACGAACUCAAAUCGCCGAAAACAAUUCGAUAUUGCCAUCAUGGGAUCCCUACCAACGUGUGCCCUCAUACCAAGGAAGAUGCCAAAUAUCGCUGCCCUUCGACCGAGGAUAUCAAGUAUCGAAUGACCCGAGUGGCCAUCGACGCGGUAGAUUUCUAUCUCAUCGAAAACGGCACAGCAAUGCACACAUGGAUCUCCCCCAUCCGGAUUGCCACCUGCAACCUCCACGGCCAACAGGUAAAAUCUGGCGUCACGGGAUUAAUUCCGACCAUUCUCCUGCGACAGUUUGUUUCAACCGGGGGGCACUUCAGUCAUAGCAACGGAAACUCCCACAGUAACACCAAUACAACCGGGAGCAACCGAUCGGCCAAGAUCCGUCACCAAAACUCCCUAAAGCACGAAUCAGACCCGAAGGAUGACACGAACCCGCUCUACAAACGGGCCGACGACCCGCCCAGCACCAAACCGAAACCAAAGAUGUCCGAAUCACACCAGCAACAGCAAAUGCCAUCGUACCACGGCCACCGGCGCGAUUCCAAAGAGGACCAGUAUGGGUCGCUGCCGAACCGGAGGAGCCACGAGUCGGACCACUUCCGGCGCGAGAAGGAGGAAAUUUACGCCUCGAUCCACUCGACCAACCGGAACAGCCAGAAGGACAUGGACUCGACGGAACCGUGGCUCGAGGUGGGCUGCCUGUCGCUGGGACCGAUCAUUAUCGAAGCGGCCUCAGCGCUACCCAUUCCGGAGCACUGCCUGCAUUUGGUGCAGCACAAUUACUUGAAACUACACGACGAGCGAAACAAAAAACUGUGGUUCCUGUGGGCCAACACCAGCGAUCCGAUACGUUGUGGUUGUGUCGGCGGGUGCGCCUUCUUUGGAUCUAAUCGGAACGGAGCGCGAUUUUUCAAACCGUCUGCUCAAGAUCUCCAAGACUUCAUCAACAUUGCUCGCUAUCACAUUCACCCGAACCCCCGUGAGUAUGGCUUCGGUCAAAGUUUGCUCCACGAGGAUCAGCUGGUGUUUCACACGCCGCCCUACAGUAUGCAACCGGUGUCGCUGCAGGAGUGCUACGACUACGUUGGAAAGCCGAAUCUACGGACAACGCGCCACUGCCCGACGGAUUCCAAAUCUCCGCUGCCGCCGAAGCACGAAGCCUUCAUGGCGCCGAAGCAGUGUGAUGUGUCACCCAAUAGCACGAUGAUUCGAAGCGGCGGCAGUGGUGACAAGUCCGGAAAAUCCUCGUUGGAAAGGGUGAAGGAAAAGGAUUGCGGCGGGUCGCCACUUAGUGCCGAUCGAAGCAGGGGAAGACGUUUCUCGUACACCAGUGGAAGACAAAACACCAUAUCCCAUGACGUUCCAUACUACCGUUUGCUCGAGUCCAGUCCGAAAACGAACAAUCCCAAAAUAUGUACCUCCAUGCGACAGGAUUCGGAGUCCCGUCUGCUCACGCCAAAGGCCAUCAAAGUGCAGGCGCCGAAAACAAGCGCUUCCGAUUCGCGUCUCACAAUGGAGUACUUCCAGGGAGACGACGCGGUCAGUGUUUCAGAGGAACCCACGGAACUGUCUCACUCGGCACCUCAGCCGCACCCACUGGAGUCGGACUCAGAGCAUUCGUUGAGCCCCAAAGUGCCACCGGAGGAAGUCAUCAUACGAGAUGUCCAACGGACGGUAUCGCUUACAUCGGAAAAUCCUUCCGAGGCGUUCUUUUCCGCCGAUGAAGACCUGCACGCUUCACGCAGUUCCAGCCUGAAGGCUACCGACCUUUCGACGGUUAUUCCAAAGAAGCGAUUCGCUUCCGAUCUCAGUAUCGUGGGGCCUAACGAAAUGGAAGGGAAACUGUCGACACAUCGUAGUGACUACGAGAUUCACACUCCCGAGCAUCGCAGCCUUCCGAUGAGGCCUCAAUCAACGGCAGAACUGAACGACGAGGAACGUCGGAUUCACGGGCUCGCUACACCUCUGCGCAAGUUCAGUAAUAUCUCCCCAAGGCCCGAGUUCCGGCAUUUCAAACCGGUUUACGACGUGAGUAGCAUUACUAGUCAGUUUCUGUGUGUAGUGGCGCUUGUGUUCCAUAAACUCUUUAUUGUUGCUCUCCAUUAUCGACAUUGUUUCCGUUUCGUUUGAUUCAGUUUCAAGUUACACAUUCUGUUUAUAUAACCCAUGUUGUGUACAAAAAGUUUUCGCUUUGAGUUCUAACAAAAAUGACCGAAGUCAGUCGUCUAGUGAGCAAAAUCUCUCGUAUUGGGCAUAACCUUUCUACUUAGCUAAGGUUCGUAUAAACCGUUCGCGUGCGUAUCAUAUCUAUGCAUCGCUUAUGUCG